CGGUGUCGCGGGCCAGGUGGAACAGCCGCGGGUCGGAACGGUCAGGGGGCCGGGGCCUGCCGCGGGCAAGUGGCCGAGGAAGCGCUGGGAACGGUCUGCUACAAUGAUGCUAUUGCACAGAUCGGUGGUCCCUGGGCUCCAGAGGGCCUGCAGACUGAAGUCAACUUCCAAGCUUUGCAUUCAGGCCUGCUCCACAAAUGAUUCAUAUAAGCCGCAGCACCCCAGCUUCACUUUUGCUGGUGGUGACUCCAACACCAGGGGAUGGAGAGUAAUGGGGGCUUUACUAGGCCUUGGUGCAGUGUUUGCCUAUCAUGAUCACCGGUGCAGGGCUGCGAAGAAGGUACCACGCAUAUAUACGAGGGAGGAAGUGAAAUCCCACUGCACUCCAGAGACUAGGAUCUGGGUAACUCUAGGCAGUGAGGUAUUUGAUGUCACUGAGUUUGUAGCUCAACACCCAGGGGGACCAUCAAAGCUGAUGCUAGCAGCUGGAGGGCCUUUAGAGCCCUUCUGGGCCCUCUAUGCUGUUCACAAUCAGCCCCAUAUACGCGAGUUACUGGCUGAGUACAAAAUUGGGGAACUGAGCCCCGAAGACAAGGCACCCUCCACCUUGAAGACUGCUGACCCUUAUGCUGAUGAUCCUAUACGUCAUCCAGCCUUGAAUGUCAACAGCCAGCGACCCUUUAAUGCAGAGCCCCCGCCUGGGCUGCUGACUGACAAGUACAUUACACCCAACUCUAUCUUCUUCACAAGGAACCAUCUACCUGUACCUAACCUGGAUGCAAAAACCUAUCGCCUGUGCGUAGUAGGGCCACAUGGGCGAAAGUCACUGUCCCUCUCCCUGGAUGAUUUGCGCCGCUUCCCCAAACAUGAGAUCACCGUAACUCUACAAUGUGCUGGCAACAGGCGAUCUGAGAUGACUCAGUUCAAAGAAGUAAAAGGUCUGGAUUGGCAAAUAGGGGCCAUUAGCACCGCACACUGGGCUGGAGCACGACUCUGUGAUGUGUUAGCCAAGGCCGGUCACAAACUCUCUGAAACUGAGGCCCACGUCUGCUUUGAGGGGCUGGACUCUGACUCCACCGGAACUACCUACGGUGCAUCCAUCCCUCUGGCUCGGGCGAUGAACCCUGAAGCUGAGGUCCUGCUGGCAUAUGAGAUGAAUGGGGAGCCUCUGCCUCGUGACCAUGGCUUCCCUGUCCGGGUGGUGGUUCCUGGUGUGGUGGGCGCUCGCCACGUCAAAUGGCUAGGAAAAGUGAGUGUGGAAUUAGAGGAAAGUCACAGCCACUGGCAGCGACGGGAUUACAAAGGUUUCUGUCCAUCUGUAGACUGGGACACAGUAAAUUUUGAUUCUGCUCCAUCUAUUCAGGAACUUCCCAUACAAUCGGCCAUCACAGAACCCCAAAAUGGGGAAACGAUAGAAUCAGGAGAGGUAACUGUCAAGGGCUAUGCAUGGAGUGGUGGUGGAAGAGCUGUGGUCCGGGUGGACGUGUCUCUGGACGGGGGCCUAACGUGGCAGACAGCUAAGCUAGAUGAAGAGGAACAGAGGCCCCGGAAGGCCUGGGCCUGGAGGCUAUGGCAGCUACAGGCCCCUGUGCCACCUGGGAAGAAAGAAUUGAACAUUAUUUGUAAGGCUGUAGAUGACAGCUACAAUGUGCAGCCAGACACUGUGUCCCCAAUCUGGAACCUGCGAGGUGUGCUCAGCAAUGCAUGGCACCGCGUUCAUGUCCAUGUGGCACCAUAAGUGAAAAAGAACCAUUCCUUCCCACCCCCCAAGAAACACCUUGUGAUCUCUUUCCACACCCACUCAACAUCUGUUGGCCUUAUUAUAAUAGUACAAAAGGUUUUCCCAGGGCAGGAGAGAUAGCAUAGCAAGUAGAGUAUUUGUUUUGCAUAUGACCAAUCUGGGUUGGAUCCCUA
Molecule: messenger RNA, 1914 nt
Organism: Suncus etruscus (white-toothed pygmy shrew)
Lineage: Eukaryota; Metazoa; Chordata; Mammalia; Eulipotyphla; Soricidae
Gene: SUOX
Product: sulfite oxidase
Exons: 4
Coding region: 104-1738 (544 amino acids)
Cellular component (GO): mitochondrion
Molecular function (GO): molybdopterin cofactor binding; molybdenum ion binding; oxidoreductase activity
Source: RefSeq, a predicted model, not a curated record